CAUUUUUCUUGACUAGAGGAGAGGUACAGGAUUCGAGACCCCGGCAGCCCUGGUGAGAUCACAGCCAGAUCCCACUCCCAGAGGCAGCGCAGCAAGAAGCCAGCUCCUGGCACGAGGUCAGAACAGGACCAGCUACUCAGCUGACGAGGGCUGCAGCCCCUUUCGCGAUGGAGGGAAGCCGGCAGACGCGAGUGUCUCGGCCAUACAAGAUCAGCGAGUCUUCAAAGGUGUACCGCUGGGCCGACCACUCGAACACCGUGCUGCAGCGGCUGAACGAGCAACGCCUCCGCGGCCUCUUCUGCGACAUCGUCCUGGUGGCCGACGAGCAGCGUGUGCCGGCGCACCGCAACCUGCUGGCCGUGUGCAGUGACUACUUCAACUCCAUGUUCACCAUCGGCAUGCGCGAGGCUUUCCAGAAGGAGGUGGAGCUGAUUGGCGCGUCCUACAUCGGCCUCAAGGCCGUGGUGGACUUCCUGUACGGCGGGGAGCUGGCCCUGGACGGCGGCAACAUCGACUACAUCCUGGAGACGGCCCACCUGCUGCAGAUCUGGACCGUGGUGGACUUCUGCUGCCAGUACCUGGAGCAGGAGGUGAGCGAGGACAACUACCUGUACCUCCAGGAGCUGGCCUCCAUCUACAGCCUCAAGCGGCUCGACGCCUUCAUCGACGGCUUCAUCCUGAGCCACUUCGGCACGCUGUCCUUCACGCCCGACUUCCUGCAGAACAUCUCCAUGCAGAAGCUGUGCGUGUACCUGAGCAGCAGCGAGGUGCAGCGCGAGUGCGAGCACGACCUCCUGCAGGCCGCCCUGCAGUGGCUCACGCAGCAGCCCGAGCGCGAGGCGCACGCCCACCAGGUGCUGGAGAACAUCCACUUCCCGCUCAUCCCCAAGAACGACCUGCUGCACCGCGUCAAGCCGGCCGUGUGCUCGCUGCUGCCGCGGGAGGCCAACUGCGAGGGCUUCAUCGAGGAGGCCGUGCGCUACCACAACAGCCUGGCGGCCCAGCCGGUCAUGCAGACCAAGCGCACGGCGCUCCGCACCAACGAGGAGCGCCUGCUGUUUGUGGGCGGCGAGGUCUCAGAGCGGUGUCUGGAGCUCAGCGACGACACCUGCUACCUGGACGCCAAGAGCGAGCAGUGGGUCAAGGAGACGCCCCUGCCGGCCCGGCGGAGCCACCACUGUGUCGCCGUGCUGGGGGGGUUCAUCUUCAUCGCCGGCGGCAGCUUCUCACGGGACAACGGAGGGGAUGCAGCGUCCAAUCUUCUUUAUAGGUAUGACCCCCGCUGUAAACAGUGGAUCAAGGUGGCCUCCAUGAACCAGCGCCGCGUGGAUUUCUACCUGGCCUCCGUGGACGACAUGCUGGUGGCCGUCGGGGGCCGGAACGAGAACGGAGCUCUCUCUUCGGUUGAGACUUACAGCCCCAAGACCGACUCCUGGUCCUACGUGGCCGGCCUGCCAAGGUUCACGUACGGCCACGCAGGCACCAUCUACAAAGACUUCGUGUACAUCUCCGGGGGCCACGACUACCAGAUCGGCCCCUACCGCAAGAACCUGCUGUGCUACGACCACCGGACGGACGUGUGGGAGGAGCGGCGGCCCAUGACCACGGCGCGCGGCUGGCACAGCAUGUGCAGCCUGGAGGACAGCAUCUACUCCAUCGGGGGCAGCGACGACAGCAUCGAGUCCAUGGAACGCUUCGACGUGCUGGGCGUCGAGGCCUACAGCCCGCAGUGCAACCAGUGGACCCGCGUGGCGCCGCUGCUGCACGCCAACAGCGAGUCGGGCGUGGCCGUGUGGGAGGGCCGCAUCUACAUCCUGGGCGGCUACAGCUGGGAGAACACGGCCUUCUCCAAGACGGUGCAGGUGUACGACCGCGAGAAGGACAGGUGGAGCCGAGGCACCGACCUGCCCAAGGCCAUCGCCGGCGUGUCGGCCUGCGUGUGCGCCCUGAAGCCGCGGCUGGAGGACAAGAAGAAGAAGGGCAAGGGCAAGAGGCCCCAGGACCGGGGCCAGUGACCCCGCCCGCGCCUGGCCGCGGCCCCGACCUCGUCCCCACCGCCAGCUCCCAGAGUGUCUGUAGACCAGCAGCGCCUUCGUAGAACCCUGGAACCCUCCCGUACUUCUUAGCAGCUUUUUUUACUUUUAUGAUUCUUGGUAUUUCUAUGAUAUCACAGUAACCGAUUAAAUAUUCUAUAUAACUUUACAUAUUAUCUUGCUCGAGUAAUUAAACCUGGGCCCAGGCAGGAGCUGUCCCCUUCUGUCUGUGCAGCCUUCUUGCCACAUUACGAGUCCCCGUGGGUGCCCCCAGCCGUCCCCUGGAGAGUAGCUGGCACACAGGGGUCAUGCCGAAAUUUUCAUGGUGAAACCAGAGGCUUCGGUGGGACGUUUCGGACCCUCUAGUCCUUGCCUCCCCAAACCUGGCCGAGCUUUUAAAAAUACGGAUUCCUGGGCCCCAUCUCAGAAUGAUCACGUCUAAAACUACCCGGAGCGAAGGGGUGUCGCGUGGGGGGUGCCUGGAAAUUGUGUUUUAACGCGUUCCUGGAAGGGCUGAGCAGCAGCCGCCUCUGGGAACCGCUGCGAGGUCAAGCGCAUUCAUUCUAUGAGUGCGACACAGAGACUCUGAGAGGGUGAGUGAGUGACCAAGGGUCACCAGCUCGCUGGACAGGCUGGCCCGGGACUUCUCACCAGGGGCGUGUUCCCGCCCCUUGUUUCUGAAUAGUCCCCCUUUCCCUGGUUAGUGAUCUUCCCGAAUUCUAAAAGGGUAUAGGUAAUCAAGGAGGGAAGGAAAAAAGCCCUGAAGCUUUUUAUAAACAUUAUUCUGUGAUUUGUGCUUUUUUUUUUUUCUUUGUCUCUUUUUUUUUUCUGAAUCCACCGUUUCUUUUAUUACCGACAUCCUUGAGCACCACCGCCACCAAAUCUGCAUUUAUUUCUCAGGAAAGGAAAAGGGAGCACCCUAGCAUUUGCCCUUGUUUUCUGUGACUGCAGCUCUGAGAAACCAUUGAAAGCUCCUGCACGAAUGAGCAGGUGUUGAUGCCUAAGGGGCUGUGAGCGUCUCCCUGAGCCGAAGCGACGGAUCCUGGGCUCAGACGUGAAGUAGUCUGUGCAGCCGGGCAAAUUCUGUGACGAGUCUCGAGCUGUUUGCUCAUUCAUUAAGCGACAGGGGUAGAUGAAAUACUCGCCAGACUCCCCCUCCCAGGGGUCAGGCCCCUUCAGUCUUAUAAGCUGUUGAACUACGUUCAGCUCCUCCUGAGAUGCGCAGCCGCCCAGCGCUGAUUCCGCAAUUACCGGAGCAGGCAUUGAGAGCAUGCCCUGGAAGGAGCAUGGGGACUCCUGCCCGAGCCACUGUGUGACAGGAGGGUGACGGGAGGAGAGGAUGAGAUGGGCGGUACCCGUGAGCCGAGGGGGACGUUAUUGCUCUGUGCCUUGGCCAAGGUCUGAGUACAGAGAUGAGGACAAUUCAGGAUUUAUUAGCAUUGAUACUAGAACCCGUUAACUUAGUUUCUUUUUUUGUCUCUUCACUGUACUUCCUUUCUUUUUCCUUCAAGGUUUACUGUGUUUUAGAUUGGCCUGUUUCUAUAGUAACCAGGAAAGCUCGGAGCGACUUGGGUGUCGAAAGCUUCGGUACCCACAGUAUUGCCCUCCAGUGCGAGCUGGGUGAGCCGUCUGCGCAUUUAGCUAGCUCCCUGCAUAUGGAAGUCCCUAGAGGCUUACAGACUGUUGAGAGGUUCUGCAAGGCACGCACUAGAACCAAAAAACUGUACGCUCUUCUCAGAGCUCCCCAACGCUUGUGUGUGUUCAAGGCUCUGAGAAGUCCUGCAUUAACUAUGAACUUUCCAUCGACCCAGCGUCUCCACCUGGAACGCUUCUUUGUCUCACACCUGGUCCCGCCCUCCACAAAGCGUGUUUUGCAGAACUUCCACCAACUUUGAGAUGGCUUGCCCCCUUCUUGUUGCAGGAAAGGUUUCAUCACUUGAAGACCCGUUAUGAGGCGUGGAACCUGUGUGGUCUCUUCUCAGCUCAGCCCGAGUCACGAACAAAGAGGUGGUCGUUCAGCCAGAAUCCAGGGGCAGGUGGGGAGGAGCGCAUAGGACGGCGCUGUGCGUGCUGUGGGGAGAGAGAUGGCUUGGACCUUGAGAGGACAGCCAUCAAUUUUCAGCCUAAGCCAACUGUUUUAUUUUUGAUGACCACGGUGCGUCCCAGGAAAAGGGUGCGGUGCUGGCUUCUGUGCUGGUUUUCUUGUGCCUCGUGAGUUAUGUACGAUGUCCCGCCCCUAAUAUUUUGUGAUGUCUCUCCUGCCGCUGGGAAGGCAGCUCAUGAUCCACUUGGCUUAGAAUCUGAUAUUCUCGGGGUUGGGAGGGUUCCUUUAGAGGCAGGGUGGAUAAGUAAGUUUCCGCUUGUGAACCAGUUUCCAAAAACUGGUGGCUCCAUUGUGCUCAGAAAGGUUUCCCAGCUCGUUGGGGUCGACGGGAAGGAACACCAUGACCAAUGGGGAGUGUCUGCCUGGUCGCAGGAAAGCACAGAGGGGGUCCCAUGGCAGCUUUUUGCUAUCCGUGUUUUUAAGGUGGAAAUCACUCCGCUGUGCAGUCCAACUAAGAAAGGAAGAAAGUGGCUUUUAACUCAGAUGGCCAGAGCUUGGGGAUGCACUUAGGCAGGUGGCCGUCUGAACUGGAGAAUCAAGAUGGUGUGGCUUCAAAGCAAAGUGCCGCAAGCCCGGGCCGUGGCAGUGUGCAACUGGCAGGGCUCCCAGCUGUCCUGCUUGAACUUUGAGAACAUCCGCGUCGUUCUUUUAAUCUUUGCAAAUAAGCAUGGCGGGCUUUUAUUCAGGUUUUGGGUUUUUUCUCACUUUUAAAGAAUUAGAGUUUUAACUUCCUGUUGGUUGUACAUUUUGGGUUUGGUCGUCCCCCAGGUCGGAACCCAGUUUGCUUAAGACAUAAAACAAAAGGACAGAAGGGAAGGAGAGAGAAAAGCUGAAGAGCCCUUGCUACUCCCAGUGGUCUUUCUGCUGUGCGAGAUACGCAGAGAUUGUCUUUGCAGCCUGCUGGUACGUGGGGCCCAAACGGUGUUUUUAACAUUCUGGCAUUCUGGAAAGACCUCCCGGAAGGACUUCUAGUUCUUGAUCUGAGCAGGAAACCUCAUGUGUGUAUUUAUACUCUUAGUGCCCCCCGGCCCCUGGCUGAUAAGGUGACCUCACGGUGAUGCAGUAGGAGCCCCAGAAGCCGACCCUAAGGGGUGUCAGUGUCGGUGGGAACCCAAACACCAAAGCGGAGUGGAGCCCCUCCUCUAAGGUCCAGGGUCCCACUCCAUGAGUUCAGGUGAGUUGACCUGUGGUUCGAAGUACCUGGUCGCUAAGCCAGCAGUGAGCUUUCGGUGGUCUGCAGCAAUGUGGGAAGUGAGGGGACCCUCCCACACCUGCCCCCCUUGUAGCAUUGUCAGCCUUCAUCUUGACCCUGGUCCUCCAUGGCGUGCGGGCAGCACCAGCCUGAGCAGCAAGCGCCUCACAGGCUCUUGGCUCCAAUCUCAGACGGCUGUUCCCAAACCUGGAGGGGCAGUUCUGACCGUGGCCUGCCUGGACAUCCUCACCAUCUCUGGAUUCUGAGUGUCUUCCCAGGAGGGCAGGGGCGGGGGCCCGGCCUCCAGGACGAGCCUCUGGAGGGACAGGGCAGCUCCACGGCGACUCAGAGAUCCUGCCCUGUGCGUCUGCCAAGCCUGGCAGUUUUAAAGUUUUUUGAAAUGUUUUGAUACUUUUUGAUACAUUUACUAAUGACCAUUUUGUAGGUUGUCUGCUGGGGUUUUCCACCUCACCCCCUACCCCAACACCCUUGAGCUUGCACUAGACAGCAAAUGUCCUGUGGUCAGCACCAGGAUCUCGGCCACCUCGUGUGGCUAUCUUGGAUCUUGCUCUCCUCCGUGGCUGCAAUCUGACACAACGCUUGCGUUUUGUAAGGUCCCACGUGGCCGCUGACUGGGACCAUCUUAGGCCCCCAACUGAGCAGGAGGGCACUGAUUUGCCAUGAGGACACUGACUCCCUUAAGAUGGUCUGCCAUUCUUCCGAAGCUCCUACCUCAGCAGUGUGCACAGGGUCAAGAAGAUCCCUGAGAACUGAUCCAUAUACCACCUUUCUCAUGUGGGUCCUUUCUUGACCCAGGGCAUGGCUGGGGUCCUGAGCCACUCCCGUCCACCCCUUCUUUUAAGGACAUUUUAACAUGAAAUCCACAAAAGCUGUAACAGUGAACCGACCUGCUGUUUAUGGAAUCAUUGUCCUCAGCUCUGGAGCUUGUCCUCUUCUGUUCUUUCCUUUUUUUCUUACGUGGAUGGAAUCUGUAGCUUCUGAGGUCAUUUGGGGUCUCAAGAAAUUGUCUUUUGGUUGCCUUAGUUAAAAGAGUUGAAUGAAUGUACACAUUUUGCUGGUGGAGGGGGGCAGAUGGGGUAAACCCUUUUAUGUCAGUUUUCUUUGAAAAAAGGAACUCCAUUUUUUCAAAGUUACUUGAAGCCGUCUUUACAGGUUUGCUUGCAAUAGAGGGAAACGUCAAGUCCCCUGGAUCAAUAAGUUCAUUGUUACCACCAGCCCCCUUUGAAAAUUAGUAAGAUAUUUGACAAUGAUGUAAUUCAGUGGGUAUGUGCCGGCUACUAAUGUUACUGAAAUCUGUAACUGUACCUGUGUGUAUUUAAUUUGUUGCUUUUGUAUUUGUAAUUUUAUGACACUCGAAGCUUUUCUAUGUCUUACCUCUUUUUAAUUAAUUUUCUGCACGUUGAUUUUUUUUUCUUUGUUUUUAAUUCCACACAGAGUAUUCAGUUCUUGAAACACAUUAAAAUGAUUUGCCUGCUAGGGGAUAUUUCAUUUUAUAAUGACA
Molecule: messenger RNA, 6851 nt
Organism: Equus caballus (horse)
Lineage: Eukaryota; Metazoa; Chordata; Mammalia; Perissodactyla; Equidae
Gene: KLHL36
Product: kelch like family member 36
Molecular function (GO): cullin family protein binding
Source: RefSeq, a predicted model, not a curated record